UAAAUGGUAUCGCCCGUAGGCUCAGAGGCAGCCAAGUAUUUGUCAAACUAGUAGCUACUAGCUAACGUUGGCUGGCCAGCUAGUAUUAGGGAAAAUACCACAUUUACAUUUUUUUUUUAUUUCAGCAAGAGCCGCUGAAGUGUUUGUUGGAUAGUUCGCUUUCGGUGUUAAGAGGAUGUCAACUCCAGCAAGACGACGUUUAAUGAGAGACUUUAAACGGCUGCAAGAAGAUCCUCCAGCUGGAGUUAGUGGUGCUCCAUCAGAAAACAAUAUCAUGGUGUGGAACGCCGUAAUUUUUGGACCAGAGGGUACACCUUUUGAAGAUGGAACCUUCAAACUUACCAUAGAAUUCACAGAAGAAUAUCCAAAUAAACCACCAACAGUGCGAUUUGCCUCCAAAAUGUUUCAUCCUAAUGUGUAUGCAGAUGGUAGCAUAUGCUUAGAUAUACUUCAGAAUCGUUGGAGUCCAACUUAUGAUGUGUCUUCAAUCCUAACUUCAAUACAGUCUUUACUGGAUGAGCCAAACCCAAACAGUCCAGCCAACAGCCAAGCAGCCCAGCUCUACCAGGAAAACAAACGGGAGUACGAGAAGAGGGUUUCUGCUAUUGUUGAACAGAGUUGGCGUGACUGUUGACCUUUGUUUCUGUUAAGAGUAUGAACAAGUGUCCAGCCCUGAAUCAAGAAAACAACACACCAUAAACCCCUUCAGUAUGUCUUCUACUGUUUGUAUGCUGUAGUGCUGUGGCAUUCACUCCUGCUGAAUGCUGUGUGACAAGAGCAGUGGUUUGUCAGAAGCUCAUGUACCUUGUUAUAUCUGGGUUACUUGCUAUGUGCACUAAAUCUUUACUUAGUGUGAUGGGCUGCACCUUUUACCUGUUUAACUCAAGUAUACUGGUUGGUGGUCAACUGUGUGGUUUGCUGUGUAGAUGCUGCCAGUUUAUAUAUAUAAAAACCUAAGCUAUGGGGUUUUCUUUAUUUCAGUGGACUUCACCCCCAAACAUUCAACAGAUGCCUUUUGGGGGUGUAUGUUUUCCACUCUGCUUCUCUUGCCUUUUGAAUAAAAAACAUUAAACUUGUCAACACAAACAAUAUUUAGCAUCCAGACUAGACACCUAACUUGAUUUCAGUGUAACAAAUGCUAACAUUUAACCCAUUUAGACAUGCAGCAAGAUUAUCUAAAUAUUUUUAAUGGUGGAAUUGUUUUAAUGGGUUAACUGUGAAAACAUUUCUAUUUUACUAUCUUAUAACAGUGUCUUUCAGAUUUUAAAACCUUGCACUGGUAACCCAUGUAACGAACUGUACAUUCUCUUGUAAAUAAAGUAAAUAUACAUCA
Nothobranchius furzeri (turquoise killifish) is the source of this 1333-nucleotide messenger RNA. RefSeq names its product ubiquitin-conjugating enzyme E2A (RAD6 homolog) (gene ube2a). The record is from RefSeq and is a predicted model, not a curated record. Gene Ontology annotation, molecular function: ubiquitin conjugating enzyme activity. Gene Ontology annotation, cellular component: HULC complex. Lineage: Eukaryota; Metazoa; Chordata; Actinopteri; Cyprinodontiformes; Nothobranchiidae. Gene Ontology annotation, biological process: DNA repair; proteasome-mediated ubiquitin-dependent protein catabolic process; protein polyubiquitination.